AUUUCUUGUAUCGUUUCGUCAUUCCGAUUCGAGAACGGAUCGUGUGAAUACGCGUUUUGUUUUAUAUCGUUGUUCAAAACGAUUUUUAUACACAUAUAGAGCUUUAUAUUUUCCUGUUUAGUUGAUUGAAGAAAAUUAAGAGAACCACGGGACAAGAACCGUGACUUCGCGAGUUGUCGCAGUCUGAAAAGAAUUUCCCGGUAGAUUUUUUUUUUUUGUUCCGUUGAGUCUUGUGUUUCCGUUCAGGUGCAACUAGAAUCUAACCCAACCAAGUGACCAAAACUCGUCCAAAACAGAACGGACCGAAGAAUAGAAUCAGUGGUUUCCAUCACCGUUUUUUGCAAAUACAGAAAGCUACAAAGAGUCUACCUCAGAAGAUUUAACCAGAAUAAAAAACAGUGUUUUUACCAAGCAAAACCAAAUUCUCGUAAUCAAUACCCCUCAGAUGUUGUGGAAGAAAAUCGAAUUUUCCCCGCGCUCUUGACAACUCCGGGUGUUCUCGGUAUCAUAUGACUCUGUUGAAGCGGCUUGUUGAAGUGAAAGACAGACAUCGGGCAGACGUUGAGCUGCCAGCCGACUCGUCUCAUCCCAGUGGGGUAUCGGGCGUCGUCGUGGAGGUGGGACUCUCAAGAACACAGUGAAAAGUGAAAUUUUCCUCCGCAGAGUUGGCAAGAGCACGCAGACACAGAGACAUAAGCGCGAGAGCCGAACAAAAGUGAAAAGGACGACGGUCGGAUUCUGUCGGUCGUCCCCAAUCGCGGGUUGGUUGGUCCCGAACCCGCCGCCGAACCCAAGUUGAAAGUGAAAACUCUGGAAAAUCGGGCGGACGGGCGUGAAGCCUUUGGCAGUCGGUGUGCACAAGUGAAUCCGAGCUCCGUCGCCGAAGGACGGCCGUGAAAAUAAUAUCAAGUGUGAGGCAAGAAAAAAAAAACAACCAAAAGUGUAAAAGGAUUAUUGUGAUCCUGUUUGACGGGCUUUGGGGUACGGAGCCGAACGGCCUAUUUUUGGGGCGGCCGUGUGUGCGUGUGCGACCGAACGAAUGUUUUGGGUGGCCGCCGGUAAUACCGGAAGAACGGUGAAAAAAUUAUGAUGAAUGGACACUCUUUCCGGUCCGCAAGUGAAGCAGCAAAAAGUGUGUCUCCGUGACUCAGGGAUUGUGGCAACAGUAGCUAGCAGUAAUCCACGGAACCAGAAAGUGCUGCCGCAGCUCCGACUCGUCAAUACAAUAAUUACUAAACGUGCUAACGAGGCGCAACCAGAAAGGUGUGAACGCGCGACCGCUAGCAAAUGAAGCAAAGUGGUGCCCACAAAAAUGCUCCACUUAAUUACAAGUUUAUCGACUUGACAUAAUAAAGAACAACAUCGGACUAUAAUUACAGUUAUAUAGGAAAAUGAACACCGCAUUAAUAAUCGACCCCCUAGAAUCAUUAUCUCUAGCCAAUAGUGUUUGUAGUUAAGCAAGAAGAAUGUUGUAGCCAAUUAUUAAAGAGCCUCUACUAGUGAAAAUUUAUCUCUAUCUGUUGAAACACAAAAUAAUUUGUUGAAAACAAUAGUGCAAAGUGUCAGUUCAAAAACACAAACCAGAAAAACAGACCUAUUUACAAAAAAAAAAAACAUAAAGUCCAAUAGAACAGAUCAAACAGUGAACCUCCAGUGCUGCCAUCUGCAAUGAUGAUGCUGCAGCACAUGUCACCCCACUUCGGGGGUGGCCAACAAACGACCGCAGAUCAUGGGCCUGGUUCUUCGCCGCGAUCAACCACUCCUUCACCGCCUGCGCAGAGUCCUUCACCAUCUCCGCCGAUCCAUCAGACUCACCUUCCCGUUGAACGAGAAUAUCCCAUCGAAGAGCAGCCAUCCCGAAUCAUGUUCCGCCGUUCAUCUUUCCACGAAGAUCUGCCACACUACAAACGAGAACCCCGUUCUCGACCAAGCACUCCGCCAGCAACCUACAUCGGACAUCACGUACGGGAAGCCUCGCCCGAAGUCCCAGAUUCCUACUACCGACCUCGUUCGCAAACACCUCCGGUCACUCCUACGCAUCAACAUCACCGAAUCACGUCAGUAAUCCAGGAACGAAACAUUAUCCGAUGCAUCAAAGAAGAACAUCCGCUACGCCGUGGAUCGAUCGAAGACGAUCAACAGGUGGCUUCUCAGUAUUACCGCGAUCACCACGCUCUACGCUACCAGCCCCAUCACGGAGGCGAACCGGAUGAAGACGAAUACGAUCGGGAACGGCACUACCACCGCCGGCCGCAAUACGAUGACGAAGCUCCCAAAGAGGACCGUCACCAUCACUACAGCAGUAGCUACCACAGGCGGCGGCUCUUGAAACGCCGUGACAGCCUACAUAACGAUCCCGACUCGGACUACAGCGACAGCCAGGCUGGGGGCGAUACAGACCACUAUCCCAAGUCCGAGGAGGAAGACGGCGGCCGAGAUGACCCGGACAGGCCGCUGGAUCUGUCGAUGAAGAUCCAGCAGCGAGAACGAAAGGACUCUGGCGGCAGCGAUUCGGACGAUUCGGCGGGACUCGACUCCGAUGGAGUGCCCCGCGACCGACAAGGGCGGCCCUACAAGAAAAGUCUGAUGAAGCGAUACUUGGAUACGGAGAUACCCCUACCGCCUCAGACGCCAAGCCCGCCACCUCAGCAACGAUCUUCGUCACAAUCCCACAGUCUCCUUCAUCACGGCAGCAGUCAUCACCAGCAAACGUCCAGCAGUCUGCUCGCCAGUAGUCUCAGCCAAUCAUCCCAACAGUACAGGCCGCUCCUGCAUGGACUACUCAGCGGAACGCACAUAUCUCAGGCGCCCUACCACAGCCGGGGCUACAGCACGUCCAGCACAGGCUCACUACCUCCAAGUCCCGCCGACAGUGGUGUUUCGGAUGUCGACAGCUCCAGCAGUGGCGGGCAACCAGCUUGCAGUGAUGAACUGAAAGCCCGCCUUGGAAUUCCACUCACAAACGGGGGCGGUGCGGGCAGCGGUAGCAGCAGUAACAAUCCCGCCAACUCCGGAUGCAGUACAGUGUUACCACCGGGAAGUGCGGGCGGCGAUGGCGGACUUCCAUCGCUCAAUAGCUCGUCCUCACCUACUUCCUGUCCCACGUCCCUGUCCUCAUCGGUAGCUCUCUCGGCGGCAGCAGCAGCAGCGGCCGCUACCCAGCAACAUCUACAGCAGCAAGCACAAGCCCAUUUACCGCCAGGGACGUUCCUGCGGCCCAACUUCUACCAUCACAACUCUCCGCCACUCAGGAAUAUCUGGAACCAGCGGAGUGUGCCACUUACCGACAACUAUCACUACCUGCACUCGAUGAAUGCGGCGGCGGCGGCCGGUUAUCCAUCGUCCCACUUUCCCUCGGCAGCCCCGUCGCAACGGGUACAGCAACUGUCCGCCGGUGCCGGAAACGGAGGCCUAAGCGUCAUGAGCCAACAUCACCUGCAUGCCCAUCAUCCCCACCCGGGUCAGCAUCCGGGGGCGCACGUGGGGAACGGAUCCUCCAUUGGCGCCAUGGCCAAUGGUCUGGUGAACGGACUACACCACCACUCGCAGAGCGUGUCCUCCAGCUGUCCCGAUGAGUUGUCCUACAUGCUCGAGCUGGGCGGAUUCCCUCCGAGGAAGCUGAAGAAACCCAAGAAGCCCAAACUGGAGAUGGGCGUCAAGCGCAAAUCUCGCGAGGGCUCCACCACCUAUCUGUGGGAAUUCCUGCUCAAGCUGCUCCAGGACCGCGAGUACUGCCCUCGGUUCAUCAAGUGGACCAACCGGGAGAAGGGCGUGUUCAAGCUGGUCGACUCCAAAGCCGUCUCCAAGCUGUGGGGCAUGCACAAGAACAAACCGGACAUGAACUACGAAACGAUGGGCCGAGCACUGCGGUAUUACUACCAGCGGGGCAUCCUGGCCAAGGUCGACGGCCAACUUGGUGUACCAGUUUGUCGACGUACCGAAGGAUAUUAUCGAGAUCGAUUGCUCGGCCACAUAGAACAGGUACGAGAAGCGACCGGUGGUGGCGGUGAAAGCGUUACCACCGUUGGCCCGGUCGUUUCUGGAACGAUAAGUAAGCAAACACACACACACACAAUGACACUAGUCCGGUUUCCGACUGUUCCCUACCCCGGGCAACAGUCCUCCCCAUUGCGGUCUACUUCUGUAUAAACGACGAUAAAGCAUGGGAAAAUCUACUACUUCCCGCAAGUUUUACGUCUUACUUCGCUCCCGUGUACAUAUGUAAGGAUCUUCUCGGUUUUUAUUGCGAUAUUUAUUUUUAACAAACGAUCUUCUUUAUUUAAGUGUAAACAUUCUGUAUGUAUCAUAUUAGACGGUAACGUGUGUAUAAAGUUAUUUUUGCCCCCUCUUUUGUAAAUUAUAAUUUAUUUAAGUUAUGAAACACGAUCAAACAAAAUGAGAAUCAGAAUCAUCCCCGGCAGAAGCAAGGCAAGGGAAGUACUAGACUAGGACACGGAAAAAGGUUUGAAAUCGCAGAAAAAAUAAAAGACAAUAAGAGAAAAUGAGAAAUAGCUAUAAAGAAAAAAGGACCACCUUCCGCUUUGUUUUGUUUUUUUUAACGAUUGAUGUUUUUUGUUUUAUUAUGAGAAAAUAGUUGAAAAUUCGUUUCGGUUCGCAAACGCUCGCUUCACCCGAAGGCAACAAGAGAGAAGUACAAAUCAAACACAAACAAAUCAAAUAUCAGUUAUACACAUACAGGCAAAAAAAAAGUGUUGCAAAAUAACCAUCAACCUCGCGCUGGCAGUACUAGAUCGCUAGAAAACGGAAAGCGACUCCUAACCGGAAAUCACAGCGAUUCUCUCCUCCCCGUCCAGUGCUGUGGACGAGAAUCUAGUACCUCAGUAGUGAGUGAUAGUUUUUGUGUGCGUGUAAUAUCUAUUAGCGAGAGUACAUAUGUAAAUGGUUAAAGCGAGAUAGUUUUUAAUUAGUUUUUUUUUAUUAUUAUUUAAGUGGAACAUAUUUCCCGGUUAGGCUAAGGACAGGACGCAGCAACUGUACUACUGAGGAUGUAAAUUUCCAUGUAAAUUGUUUGUAAUAAAUUUUAAGAGUUAGGUUUUAGGUUAUGUUUUAGCUGCUACAUGCAAUCAGCUGUAUAAUCAAGUGUAAAAAUUUAUCUUAUUUUUAAGCAAAAGUAUUUCGUGUUAUUUAAGAGGUUCGCUUUCUUUCGUAAACCUUUUUUUCUCUAUUGUUAGACGGUAAAAUGCUAUUUUAUUUCUCUUUUUAAAACUAAACUACCUACUUUUUUAUUAGAAACGAGAACAACUCACUGCCCUUCCCGUGUCGUAAGUGCUGUUUUAGUUUUACUGAUUUGUGUUUUCAAUACUUUUACCGCGUAAGCCUUCGUUCUUAUAUAUAAAGUGUAAGGAAGAGGAAUGUUUGUCCAAUCGACAAGGUGAUAUAAAGAAAAACGGAAAAUCAAAAAGAGCUAGGAAAGAAGCAGAAUCGUACCGCGAAUCAAGACACUCAUACAAACGCGAAACACACACAAACACUCUCACAGUACAGAACAACAACACAAAAUCGACAAGAAUUUUGAAAGAGAAUAAACGAAGUUUCUUUAAAAUCUUGAUCUCAUUAAUUUAUUGUUUAUUGAUGCAAGCAAAAUCUAUUUUUGAAACGGAAAAUUUUAUGGUUUUCUCCCACAAGUGUAAAUAUGCUUGGAAAUUGAGUUUUUAAUAUGAUUUUUACAUUGUUUACGUGUUACCUAAUGUGAUCCAAGGGAUUGGAUAAAUUUACUGGCGGAACCCAUACAAAAGGAAGUACCAGAUUCGCUUGAAUGUCUCAUGUAAUCAACAUUGAUGCCUAUCAAUCCGUCAGACACUGCCACCUAUACGUCAACAU
This is a messenger RNA of Aedes aegypti (yellow fever mosquito), 5841 nucleotides long. RefSeq names its product ecdysone-induced protein 74EF (gene Eip74EF). Gene Ontology annotation, molecular function: sequence-specific DNA binding; DNA-binding transcription factor activity, RNA polymerase II-specific. Lineage: Eukaryota; Metazoa; Arthropoda; Insecta; Diptera; Culicidae. The record is from RefSeq and is a predicted model, not a curated record. Gene Ontology annotation, cellular component: nucleus. Gene Ontology annotation, biological process: regulation of transcription by RNA polymerase II; cell differentiation.